GCCCUUCUCUGAGUACGGAGUGGUCCCACUGGAUCCAGUUCAGGCUUCAAUGGAGCUAGGGCCAGCUACGGUUCAAGAUCUGGGGUCCGCCUGCGGGUGGGGUCGCCAGGUGUCCGGCACCAAGGAGUUGAAUGCACCGAGUCAGGUUGGGGAUGGGUGGGGAACACGCGAGAAAUGAGGAACUCGGGUGGGGGACAGCCAUACACGAGCCCUGAGCAUCUGCGCCCGCAGCUGGCUCCCCCCGCCUCGGCGGAGAGCGCGAUUCAAGUGCUGGCUUUGCGUCCGCUUCCCCAACCACUUACUAGCGCAGGAGAAGGCUAUCUCGGUCCCCAGAGAAGCCUGGACCCACACGCGGGCUAGAUCCAGAGAACCUCACGACCCGGCGACGGCGACGUCUCUUUUGACUAAAAGACAGUGUCCAGUGCUCCAGCCUAGGAGUCUACGGGGACCGCCUCCCGCGCCGCCACCAUGCCCAACUUCUCUGGCAACUGGAAAAUCAUCCGAUCGGAAAACUUCGAGGAAUUGCUCAAAGUGCUGGGGGUGAAUGUGAUGCUGAGGAAGAUUGCUGUGGCUGCAGCGUCCAAGCCAGCAGUGGAGAUCAAACAGGAGGGAGACAUUUUCUACAUCAAAACCUCCACCACCGUGCGCACCACAGAGAUUAACUUCAAGGUUGGGGAGGAGUUUGAGGAGCAGACUGUGGAUGGGAGGCCCUGUAAGAGCCUGGUGAAAUGGGAGAGUGAGAAUAAAAUGGUCUGUGAGCAGAAGCUCCUGAAGGGAGAGGGCCCCAAGACCUCGUGGACCAGAGAACUGACCAACGAUGGGGAACUGAUCCUGACCAUGACGGCGGAUGACGUUGUGUGCACCAGGGUCUACGUCCGAGAGUGAGUGGCCACAGGUAGAACCGCAGCCGGAGCCCACCACUGGCCAUGCUCACUGCCCUGCUUCACUGCCCCUCUGUCCCACCCCCUCCUUCUAGGAUAGCGCUCCCCUUACCCCAAUCACUUCUGGGGGUCACUGGGAUGCCUCUUGCAGGGUCUUGCUUUCUUUGACCUCUUCUCUCCUCCCCUACACCAACAAAGAGGAAUGGCUUGCAAGAGCCCAGAUCACCCAUUCCGGGUUCACUCCCCGCCUCCCCAAGUCAGCAGUCCUAGCCCCAAACCAGCCCAGAGCAGGGUCUCUCUAAAGGGGACUUGAGGGCCUGAGCAGGAAAGACUGGCCCUCUAGCUUCUACCCUUUGUCCCUGUAGCCUAUACAGUUUAGAAUAUUUAUUUGUUAAUUUUAUUAAAAUGCUUUAAAAAAAUAAAA
Molecule: messenger RNA, 1305 nt
Organism: Gorilla gorilla gorilla (western lowland gorilla)
Lineage: Eukaryota; Metazoa; Chordata; Mammalia; Primates; Hominidae
Gene: CRABP2
Product: cellular retinoic acid binding protein 2
Exons: 5
Coding region: 469-885 (138 amino acids)
Molecular function (GO): lipid binding
Source: RefSeq, a predicted model, not a curated record